AGGGGGCGGGGCUUGACGGAAUACAGGUGGCAAAAAAAUCACCCCACCGAGCAAUCCACUCGUGCUCUGACCCAGACUCGAAUGCGCGUUUCUGGAAGAGAUCGUUAUCAAAAAGAGUCAAGAAUCGAAAAACUAGACAUAUUGCGGGAAACCGAGACACAGUCGGAGGCAACGAGAAAAAGCGGGACGCCGUAACUUUGUAGGCAAAGCCUGACUGAGUUCAACCCAAAAGGGAGGGAAUAUCAGAACAGAUUUUUUUUACUUGUUUUAUUUUUGCACGCCUGUGGUGCCAACCGAGCGGGACUUUGAAGACUGAGGAUACUAACGCGCGUGUUUUCUCCGCAGUGGAAAAGACUCGAACACUGCCCCCCCCCUCUCUCUCUCUCUCUCUCACACACACACACACGCACACACAAGUCUGGGAUUUGAGAGAGAAGCAAUGCAGUUCUGUGGGCAGCGAGGCGGCGGGGUUUUCUGCAGCUAAGCUCGGCAGACAAGCUGAAGCAGAGAUCACAGUUUCUGCUUAAAUCUGUACGUACAGCGAGCCGCAGCCUUGGCGCAAAUCAGCGUCUACGUAACGUUUUUUUUUCCUGUCCUCUUAUCGACUCCUCAUCGACUGUGUGGCUUCCCCCCCUCUAUAAUAUCAUCGGAGAUUUCGAUUGACGCCAUUUUACGCUGAUAAACAUCGUCUUCUUUUAAAUGCAUCGUUCAGUUUGACGGAUUGCAGAGUUGCCAUCGGUCCCGCUAGCGAUCGUAUUCAUGUCACUGGAUGGAUUUGCUCUUAACUACGUGACCAGCAGCUUCGGAAAUGGUUUCACUCCAGGAAAUCUGUACCUUUGCGAGAUUCGUGCGAUUCAGGGAGCAACAGAGUUAAGAGCCAUCUCGUCUCUCUCCGACUGAAUACGACCCACUGUGACUGGUGUCCCCCUUGUGCUCUCGGCUCCCUCCUGGUUCCCGCGUGUUGAACCUGAGCCUCGGGAUCGUUAAUGGAGCAAAGGGACCUAACACGCCCUGUGCGGCCCAAAGGCAACGAGGAGUUCUACUCCACCGUGACCACCAUCAAUCGGGCUGACCUCACCGAGGUGGGCCUUCUGGCCGGUCCCGUGAAGGGCCUAGGCCUGGCUGGAGAGCAGCAGGAGCACGAGGAGGAAGAAGACCUGGGCCUGGGGAAGGAUGUGGACGUCACCUCCAACGCCGACAGUGAGAAAUGGGUGCAGGCAGACGGGCUGGAGGAGCAGGAGUUCUCCAUCAAAGAGGCCAGCUUCUCGGAAGGCAGCUUGAAGCUCAAGAUCCAAACCACCAAGCGGGCCAAGAAGCCGCCAAAGAACCUGGAAAACUACAUUUGUCCCCCUGAGAUCCGCAUCACCAUCAAACAGCCUGGGGAACAGAAGACCACCAAACAUGCCAAGAACAGCAAAGGGGAGAAGGAGGAAGACAGAGGGCCUCCAAGAAAGAGGACCUAUGAGAGGCCUUACAGACUAAUGGCUCAAAAUGACAACAUGACGGAGAAGGAAAGCACGAGACCAAAGCAUGAGCCUAAAAACAAUGACAUUCACCAACUGGAUUGGACAAAGCCAAUAUUAAGAGAGUCGGCGUCCCAAGGGGACCAAGGAAGAGAUUCGGAAUCAAAACAAGAAUCAACAUGCAUUAACAAGAGCCUUCUGUCUGAGGUCAACACUCCCUUCUCAAAGACGCAGGUUAAAAAGGUCACAGAGGGUUCAUCUGGAAGUACGUUUGCCUCGGGAAUGACUUGCCCAGGUUCUGACUCACAGGCUUCUUCACCAGCUGAUACAACAAUGAGUCCACCAACAGACUCAAAUCCAUUGAUGUACUCCUCUUUCAGCAAAGAGAGAGGUUUGCAGGAGGUCAAUGAGCAAGUCUUCGGGAACAUCAAACGGAAGUACGGCAGGAGGGAUACUAUGAGGGCUCUGACCACCCAUAAUGCAGAUAUGCUGUGGGCCAAAACGACUGACAAGGAAAGUGAGAAGCCAGUUCAAGACAAUACUAAGAAUAAACUACUGUAUAACACUGAUAAAAUUGAGACUCAGAAAGAAGAGGCAGAAAAAUCAAUGAAAAGGGCAGAGGAUGAGGCCAAAACAAUGCCAAGCUGUGUUCCACAUCACACAGAUGAACCUAAGUGCAGAAAGAAGAAAAACAGAAGAUUAACUGAGGAUAACAUCUCUUUAGAGGACACACAAGCAACACAGACAGUAGAAAUGAAAGAUAAGAAUGACCAAGGUACUACAAAACCUAAAGUGGCAAACAAAAUGGAAAUAAGUACAACAAAGCAAUUUGGAAUGGAUUCACGGAAGCCGGGGGAGGAGAGUGCAGAAGCAGUGACGAGUGUGGAGAUGUCUGAGAAUAGGCACAGGAAGAACCUAGUCGGGAGACCAAGAUCAAUGAGUGAUCCAGAGAAGGAGGCAGAAGGGAGGCAAUCAAAGGUCAAGGACAGAUGGUGUUAUUUAAAAUCCAAGAGCUCUGCUCCCCAUAAAGACAUUAAUCCAGUGAUGCCCAUUGAAGAGCCACCCUCUGCUUUCCCUAUUACGCCAUCUAGCCCACUGUACACCAACACAAACAGUCUGACAGUCAUCACUCCCGUAAAGAAGAAAAGGGGAAGGCCCAAAAAACAACCUCUGCUUACUGUCGAAACAAUUCAUGAGGGAACCGCAACCAGUCCUGUUAGUCCUAUCGCCCAAGACUCAUCAAGCACUUCAAAGAGGAGGAGGAAGAAGCAUAAUUUAUCAAAACUUGUGCAAUUGGCCUUAAAUAAAUCCCCUACUGCACAACAAUUGAAGCUCAAGAAAACGGGUCAGGUCGGCGUCCUUAAAAAGAGAACGGCUAAGAAAGUAAAACUGGUUAAAAUGCAAAGCAUUUUGAAUGAACUUUUGUCCUCUUCUAACAGUGGUAAUCUGGCUCUGAAGUCCAACGUUCCAGGUUCCAGUGCCAUGUCAACUGUGGCAUCGACAAUCGAGGCCCGUCUAGGCAAGCAAAUCAAUGUCAGCAAGCGCGGGACUAUUUAUAUUGGCAAAAAACGAGGAAGGAAGCCCAGAGCUGAUCUGCAGGCCCAGCAAGAUGAGCACAAAGCCAGUGAUGAGCACUCGUUGCCUGUUUCAAGUCCAUUUGAGAACCUUCUAGUGCCUUCUACUCCAUCACCCACAACCAGAAUGCCUUCUCCUAGGGUCAUGCAGUCUCUCUCUGCUCAAUCCUUAGCAGGUGGGGUGGCACACCAUGUCACCACGGAAACCAGCCAGCAGGACCUGAAGACCAUGCCAAAUCUACAGCCUAUCAGUGCAUUGCCCACAAAAACUCAGAAGGGCUUGCUCAGCAGUAAUUGGAAGCUCUCUCCUCCAAGACUUAUGGCCAACUCGCCGUCUCAUCUGUCAGAGGUGGCCUCCAUCAAAGAGGUCACCCUGUCUCCCGUCAGCGAGUCCCACAGUGAAGAGACAAUCCCAAGUGAUAGUGGCAUUGGCACUGACAACAACAGCACAUCAGACCAGGCUGAAAAAGGUCCAGCAUCUCGCAGGAGGUACUCCUUUGAUCUUUGCAGUUUCGAGGCUGCAGAGGCUGCCAUGCUAGAAGCCUCAAGUAAGACAGCUAGAGGGCACUAUCAGAAGCAUGCUACCACGGUUGCAAUGGAGAAUUUCCUGACUCAAGAGAGCCUUAAGAAGCAGAAACAUCGACGGAAGCGGAAGAGCCUCCCAAGUCGGGAUGACCUUCAGUUCCUGGCUGACCUCGAGGAGCUCAUUAGUAAGUUCCAGGUCUUCCGAAUCUCCCACCGCAGCUACAAGUUUUACCACGAGAACUCUUACCCAAGCAUUUUCCGUCUCAACUUUGACCAUUACUACCCUAUGCCCUACUACCCCUACGAUCCUGUACACUAUCUUCGGAGGAGUUCCGAAAAAUCAAAGAGGAGGCGCGGCAGGCCAGCCAAAUCAAAUGAACCAAUAACAAAGAUGCCUUUCAUUCAAGGGUUUGGGUAUCCAGUGCCCGGUGGCAAUUACUAUGCACCCUACGCAAUGCCUUACACAUCCAUGCCUCUUGCCACAAGUGUGAUGAACAUGGGCUACUACGGGCAGUAUCCACCUCCUUUGUACCUGUCACAUGCGCUUGGAUCUUCAGGCUCUCAUCUAAUGCGUCCGCCGGUUCCGCCGCCAAAGUUCCACUCUGGUGGGCUGUCUAGCCUCUCUGCUGCCAGCAGACAUCGGACGAAGAGCAUUCCCCAUGAAAUGCCUUCUCCCAGGAUGGGCGACACUCAUCACUCAUCAAGCAGCUGCUUGGCGAGCGUCUGCCUCCACAAACGCAAACACAAGCAUAAGCACAAACAUAAGGAGGACCAGCAUGCUGUCCCGCAGAGGGAAGAUCUUGGUGGACUCUUCAGUGGAGCGCUGCCUCUGUCUAAACUGAAGGACAAACAGAGAAGCCAGCAAAGCGCAGAUGCAUCAUGCAAGACCUCCAGGAACUACUUUGAAGUAGACACACUCUCAUCAUUGUCCUUAUCUGACUCACAGCACUGUAAACGUGCUCGAGGAGAGCCUCUGAACAACUUCCUGAACAUCUGCACUACACAAUCACACGAACGGCUGCGAGCCAGCCAGGACCGGCCACUGGACUCGUUCAAGGGGCAGCACUUAGGAGAGGAGGGUCCCAGCAUCCGCAGUACGAGGCAUAGCUUGGAGGAGUUUGCAACUUUCAGUGAGGGAAGCAUGGCACCUUUCCAGAGUGACAGAGCGGAGAGGACAAAACAGAUGUACCAGCGCAGCAACAGCACAGCUAUAGCAGAUCUCGACUCCUACAAGAAAAGGUACAAGCGCAAAGAGAUCGAGGAGAUGCAGUGUGAAGUGCAGAAGACGCACACUUUCUCCAAGAUCCUCACCAGCAAGAGAAGCCUGGACCACGUCAACAAAAUACUGAAGGUCAAGCGGCUCCAGAGGCAGGCUAAGACGGGCAACAACGUGGUGAAGCGGCGAAGGGGGAGGCCCCGGAAGCAGCCACUGCCCACGGAUGAGAUCUUGGCUCAGAUGCCCGUGCUGGAGAAAUGUGUGGACAUUCCCAGUAAGAGGAGCCUCCACGGUGGCCUGGUGCCCGCCCAGCUGGAAUUCUCCAACCACGACUCCAUCGCGGACGCCAUCGAGGCAGUGGUCCACCAGGCCCGGGCGCAGCCCAAACCGCAGGCUGCGCAGGGGUCCAAGCACUGGCUCAAAGCUCAGCCGGAGGACCAGCCAGAACGGCUGGCACGGAGGGGCAGAGGGAGCAGAAGAGAGGAGGCGGAUCAUUAGAGAGUUUCAGAACAGUGCACUGUGAGUUCGACUUGCACUCCCCACCUUUGGAUAAUUUCUAGGCGACAGCUGAAAUACUCUUCAUGGGCAUUCUCUGAGGAUUCUGAUAAUGAAUGUGGUCUAAAGUGCCCCACUUUUUGUUUUGUAUAUGCCAUCACCGAAAUCUUUUAUUAUUAUAAUUAUUAUUUGUUUUGUUUUUCUCUCUCUCAUGGAGACAUUGUUGAGCUUGUAUUCUCCCAAAGCCCAUAACUCAAAGGAUUUUGAAAUCUAUGGCUACAGCCAUGAUCUUACCAGCAAGUGUAAAUGAACUUUUAAUACAGUACUGUGCACUUUUGGGGUUUCUUUGCCUUUUUUGGUUCUCUCAAGUCAAAGCACAGUACUUAAAGACCAAUGCUGACGAAAUUGGUCAUCAAUAACUCCUAGACAAUACAUAUACACAAACACGCUUGCCUGCGCUCAGGUUUGUUCCGGGCAUGAACUAACGGCAAUACCCUUGAAUGAGACCCUUCUUAAAACUGUCUUUGAUGGCUAUAGUUUGAUUGUACAUAGGAACGUAUUCUACAAACAUUUCAAAGUGAAAGUAUUUUAGAUUUACUUGUACUGUCAUCAUAUCAAAUAGAAAACUGUACAAUAUUCAAAUAAUGUUUUUAACCAAAUACUAGAAAUAGAUGGAUGUGACAUACAAGCUUGUGUUCAAAUGGAGAAAAAAAAAACAUACAGUAUUUAUUAAUCAAAUCAUAACGAAGUGGAUGCAUCACAGAUUGAAGGACUGUAUUAGACAGCAGACAGAGUGUAAAGUCAAAUCUUUGGAAAUCUUAGCUUAGGACGUUCAUCAUGUCGUACAUGGAAAAUUCUAUUCUUGCAUUUAAAACCAACACAGCACUUAAUCCAGUCUCCUUGUCCUUGAAGAUGGGUCUAAGUACUACACAACGUCACAGUGAUUAUUUUUUUGGUUGAAUAACCAACGAUAUCUGGAAAAUAUUUUAGUAAUAUCAGUUGAGUGAUUUCUCAGUCAGUUACUUGGAGAAAAAAAAAA
Messenger RNA from Colossoma macropomum (tambaqui), 6312 nucleotides. It is a transcript of the gene setbp1, whose product is annotated as SET binding protein 1. The record is from RefSeq and is a predicted model, not a curated record. NCBI's taxonomy places the organism in Eukaryota, Metazoa, Chordata, Actinopteri, Characiformes, Serrasalmidae. Gene Ontology annotation, molecular function: DNA binding. The transcript is spliced from 4 exons. The coding region runs from base 987 to 5276 and encodes 1429 amino acids.